Molecule: messenger RNA, 4308 nt
Organism: Mytilus trossulus (common blue mussel)
Lineage: Eukaryota; Metazoa; Mollusca; Bivalvia; Mytilida; Mytilidae
Product: zinc finger FYVE domain-containing protein 21-like
Exons: 7
Coding region: 62-757 (231 amino acids)
Molecular function (GO): metal ion binding
Source: RefSeq, a predicted model, not a curated record
UAGUUUGCAAGGUAAAAGUCCGAGGACGAAGUUUACACAAAUGACAUUUCCGGCGUAAACAAUGGCCGCCCCUGAAAAGAAACUUGUUCGAUCUAAAAGUGGUCUUCGUAUGGUGACAGUCGACGACGAAGAAACUAGUCCAUUUCUUUUGAUGGAACCACCAUGGGUCCCUGAUAAUGAGUGUGAUUGUUGUCAGAGUUGUAGAGGCAAGUUUGAUUUCCUCAGGAGAAGAAAGCAUCACUGUAGAAGAUGUGGGCGGUGUUUUUGUGAUAAUUGUUGCAAAACAAAAGUAGCUCUGCCCAGAAUGUGCUUCAUUGAUCCUGUACGACAUUGUGCAACAUGUACAGAUACCACAAAGAAAGAAAAUGAAUUCUUCGAUAAACAUGUCAAAACUCUUGUCAAUGGUGGACAAUUCAUGUUGUCUGGAAAGGACCAAUCAGACAUCGAAUCACAGUUUCUGUGUAAAUUAUCAUCAGAUCACAGAUUUUUAAAUUUUGAAGCAGAGAGUGAUAAAUAUGAGUCCAUUAAAGUGUCUAAUUUGGAGUCUUUACAGAUCAUGGCCAACAGUAGAGAUGAUGAAGGAAACACACUUGCCACUGGUCUUGCAUUGAAAUAUAAGAAUAGCAAUGAUGUAAUGACAAUGGUGAAGAUGGUUGUCACAACAGGGGCCAAUAAGAAACAAGCACAGAUAUGGAUAGCUGCUAUGCAAAAGGCAUUUAAAAUGGUGUAUGAAGGUAGACAGGCACUGAGGGCAUAAUGAAAGAAAAACAUUUUCCUUCUUCUGUUAUUGUUUAUAAAAACUUAAAUAAACGUUGCAAUUUUAAGAAUUGAAUUAACUCUUAAUUCAGCACCUCAGUCUGAUGAUGAAGAUAUAUUUUCUGUUUUUGAAUUGUAUAUGAGUUGUAAUGUCAGAUUACCGAUAACAAAUUGCAGAUAAAACUUAAAUAAGUCCAGUUUGCACUGAAAUUGUGAUAAAAAAUUCAUUGGAAAUUACAAAAAAAAAAAUCAAUUUUAAUGGUAUGAGAUGUUGAUAGUAUUUACUUGCAGAAGGAAUAAGGAAGAUAUUUAAAUGACGGUGAAGUCUUUAUUGUGUGUUUUUUUGUUUUUUUUUAAGAUUUGGCUAAAACCAUGAUUAAGAUUAAGUUUUUAUGCAAGGUCUCUGUUCGUCUAAGGUGCUGAAUUUGACAGUAAUCAUUUAGUACAUUUUAAAAUAUUUUUUUUAAGGUAAUUCAAAUGUGAUAUUGUGUGUACAUAAAUCAGCAUCAGAGUUGUUGUAUUAUUGAGGUAUUUGAAGGGCAUUGUUACUUACUUUUAGCAUUAGUAAAGAUUUAAUGAAGAGAAGGUGACAUUGGGAACAGAAUAUGUACAACAUGCUAGAAAUAUUUUGCCUAGAUAUUGAUUUUAAAGCCCAAAUAUUGAAAAAGAUGUUUUAUGUCAUUGUUCAUGUUUAACUUAAUUAAUAAUAAAUUGAUUAUGAUAUCGACUUUUUAUAGCAAUAUAGCGCUUAUUUAUCAGACAUCAAUGUUAUUUGAUCAGAAAAAGGUCACAAAUCAAUGUAUAAAGCUUUAAACACUGUGCUAUUUUUAUUUGACUGUAAUUAAUUUAAUGAUGUUAUUGUAUAAAUCACAAAUGGUGGUCUGAGACAUUAACUGGUAGUCAAGAUUGUUGACCAUCCCUGAAGUAAUACAGUCAAGAUAGGUCUUGUUUGUUCUUAUAUUUUGUUUUGUUAAAGAAAAAAAUGCGUAUUAAGUUAUGUAGUUUCCCUGAGAAUAUUAAGGGAAAUUCAAGCAGUUUCUGUUUUUACUUUCCAUUCUAAAUAAAUUUUAUCAUUUUGUCUACCAUUUUGCACAGCUUUAGUUUGAAAAGACUGUUACGGCAAUCAUACAAAAGAGCCCUUGUUUUGUCCACUUGUUAAAAUAGUUUAUAGAUGAUAACUUUAGAUGUCUAUGGAAUAUAAGUUAACAGCAUUCCUAUUAUCCUUCACACAUAUUUUUUUUGUACAACAAUGCCAGUUUAAUUGCAUCUAAUUAUAUUUGCUUGAUACCAAUGUAUUUUAUAUAUUCUCUGAGAAAUAAUUUAACUGUUCCCUGGGAUACAAAUUGUGGUAGUGAAAUUCAUGUAGGUUUGUACAAUCUUAAAAGUAUAAAAUGCAAAUAAAAAUUACUUUGAAAUAUUAGUUAUAUAAAUUUUUCAGCAUUUUUAUUUUUAUUACACAAAUAAUUAGAAAUUAAAGAUAAAAUUACAAGAAAUAGAUCUGGCUACACUUAUUUUAAAAAAACAAACAGCAUAAUUAUAUAGGCAGCGAAAAAACCCAUCAUUUGUUUUGUUUUUAAAUUGAUAGAUAAAAGAAUUUUUAAAAGUAGUCUCAGCGGUAGGUGUCUUUAAACUCUCAGCGAAUAUAUUAUAUGAUUUUUACCCUCAACACUUUAUUAAAUAAAUUAAUUGCACAAAAGCAUAUUAAGCAUAUUAUAACAAGCUGCUGAAUUCAUAAAUAUAAUCCCAUUGAAGCAUUACAGGAUCAAAUUUUGGCAAACAUGUAUAUUCCCAAAAGACUAAGCAUUUUAUUCAGGGAUAUGGGUAUACUUUGGUGUGCAAUUUUAUAUGUAUAUGUACUUAAAUGCAAUAAAUCUGUAUAAUGUAUAGUUUUGAAUGCCUCAUUGUUUUUGGCCAGAAUUAUAUAUGCUUCAUUAAUGUUCAAAUAUUUCACACUUUAAAAAUAUUUUUCACCAAAUUUUGUAGACACGAAAUGUAACAUAUAUCACUUACAAAUUAAGGAUGUUUGCUUGUCAUGUUUUGGGAUUUUUGAUAGAUUUUCAAAAUCCUCUGUUGUUUUUUUCCAUUUGAAUGCCUUAAAAAAUUAUGCUCAUUGACCCCCAUUUUUCUUUUUAUAAAUCUUUUACAUGUAUAAUUAUAAGUCAUCUGUAAAAGUCUUAUAAAAUCUUCGUUAUUUUUUAAUAGUUUUUGAGAACUUAAACUUGUCAUUGAUAAAUCAAGAAAAGUCAAGAGAGAACAUCUUCCUGUCAAAAUUUCAAUGGCUAAUAACUUGAAAAACAAGCACAUUGACCUAUAUAUUUACUCUUUUGGUCCCCUAUCAAUAUUUACUAGUGUAUUUUAUUUUGAAAAUAAGUAGCGAACCUCCUUAUUGCCAGUGAAUUAUUCAUUUCCAAGAUGACCAAAAGUGCUAACAUUGUUUACCAGUGUCUAUUAUGUGAAAGGGAAGAAAAGAUAUAUAAUGGAAACAUAAGGAGUAUAUAAAGAAUAGUUUGGUUGAUAUAUGUAUUGUUAUCAUUGUAUCAAUGCUUGCCAUAGUGAUCAAGAUUUUAUAAGAAUUUUUAUAUUGUUUAAUAGUUUAUUAUGUUCUCAAACUGUUUUUGUUGUUGAAUAUUGUUGAAUUGAAAAAAUCAGCAGAUGAAUAUGAUUUUGUGUAUAUAAAAAAGUAUAAACUUUAAUUUAAAAGGCGUUACAAGGUGCACAAUAUGGUUGGUGAGAGUUGGUUGUUUUUAAACUAUUAUAUUGAAAAUAAUUAAAUAUUUUGUCUAAUAAUAAAUAGCUGCAAAUAUUUAGACAAUAACAAAUAAUAGCUCAAUAUUCUCAUUCAUUGGUAUAAAGGACCAACUCAAUCAUUAUAUUGCAAAUAGGUAAAAUCAUUGUUGUAAAUGACAAUAGUCUUAAUUUAACUCAAAGAAUGAAGUUAAUGCACAUUUGCAUUGACGAAUAAUCAUUUGUAAAGUAAAAAAAGUUACUUUUUAUUAAGUUUUGUUCUGUAUGGGAGAUAACCCAAUUUGAAAAGUGUUUCACCUCCAAUUUCAAAUAUAUUUUUAUGUUUGUUCUUUACCAAGGGUAAACAUUACCUUAUGUAAGGUUAUUUUUCACUGACAUUUACUAAGAAAAUAUUGUUUGUUUUAUUAUCUCAGAAAAUUUUAGAACAAGGACCUGUUCUCAAUAACUGUAUAAGUUAUUUAGGAAAAUAAACUAAACUGCAGGCAAUUUAUAAAUGCUGGGAUAACUCUUCCAUUAUAUCUUGCUAGUGAAAAUACGAUACUUAUUCUUAAGAUAAUUUGAAUUGAUAAAUAAUUCAAAUAUGAAUAAAUAUAUUUAAAUAGAAAUUGAUUGAUAUAUAUAAAGGAAAAUUUGUUGACUAGCAAUAUAGAUUUUUCAUGUUUUGAUUAUACUUAGUAUUGAUUUGGUUAUAGACUAUGCACAUAAUAUAAUAAACAAAUGACACAUUUUAUGUUAGCCGCUUUGUUUUAUAGUGCUUUAUGAGAUAGUGCUUUGUAAAAUAUAUAUACUAUUAAAAUUAUAAAAGAU